Messenger RNA from Poecile atricapillus (Black-capped chickadee), 5818 nucleotides. It is a transcript of the gene GRID1, whose product is annotated as glutamate ionotropic receptor delta type subunit 1. The coding region runs from base 2564 to 5563 and encodes 999 amino acids. Gene Ontology annotation, molecular function: glutamate-gated receptor activity; transmitter-gated monoatomic ion channel activity involved in regulation of postsynaptic membrane potential. Gene Ontology annotation, cellular component: postsynaptic membrane; plasma membrane. Lineage: Eukaryota; Metazoa; Chordata; Aves; Passeriformes; Paridae. The transcript has 17 exons. Gene Ontology annotation, biological process: synaptic transmission, glutamatergic; monoatomic ion transport; modulation of chemical synaptic transmission. The record is from RefSeq and is a predicted model, not a curated record.
CUUAGUAUAAUUUGCCUAAUUUCAUACACUGAUUUACAUGUAAGAGUACAUUGCUAUGACAACUUUUAAAUCUUGCUAAAUUCUGUUCUUACUAUUUCCAUUUUUCUUUUCUUGCUGUACUUUGUAAAGUGUCCUGUAGUCUGGGAUCUCCUCCCCACACAAGGACCUUAAAUCAUAUAUAUACAAAGCCAAGAGUUUAUUGUUAGUAUGGCUGAAAUCUUAACUUUAAGAGUCAUUAUUAGUCCAGACCUAAUUAUUACAGGAAAAAUACUUCUGCACAGAAAGAACUGCAAUAAUAAUAAUAAUAAUAAUAAUAAUGAAAAAAAAACCAACAAUACAGUUAAGUCUCUCAUACUCACAGUUCCAGUUCUUGCCCCUUUCCUGGUGUUGCACUCACCCUGCCACUUCUCAGGGUCCUAAUGUUGCUGCCUUCAGUGUGGUGGUAGGGGUGCCAAGGCUGCUCACCAGCACAUGAGGUCUUUUGGCUGGGAGGGAUGUGAUGAUGGCUGCACCGUUCUUGCUCCAGGAUCCACUUGGGAUCCUUUUUAUGUUUGCCAACAGACAUUCACACCUGGCUGCUUCACCACUGGUUUGCAACCCAGCAUAUUCAAAUUUGCUGAUGGUGGAACCUCAUUCUUUGUUCUGUUAUGCUUGAAAAGGUGGUUUUGUCUAACUCUAGGCCUGUGUUUUUACUGGAAAACAAUGGUUGGUAUGUUUGUAGCUAUGGGGUUUCCAGUGGCAAGCCUGUGCCUCAUCUUUUGUCAUCUUAUUCCUGUACUCCUCCCCACUGCACCCUGUGCCUCCUCCUCUCAAGGACUCUGCAACCACCCCAGGUCUGUGUUUUCUCCACGUGACAUCAUUUAUAUUGGUUAUAUCUUCUUCUGCACAGAACAAUGACCUGUCUGUGUACAGGACAAUUACAGUGAUACCAUACAAGGGUAAGCAAAAGUAAAACCAAAUCAUCCAUGACCAUGUGGUCAGAAGAGAAAAUGCUGUUAUAGCUAAGCCAAGUUAAAAGAAAACUUGCAGGUAGGUCAGCAAAUGUUCUGCCAAAGCAGGCAGGGCGUGACUCAGUGCUGAGGCCACAGAGCUGGGCCUCACGUGGGCUGUCCCCAGCAGCAGCAGAACCUGACACAGGGCUACAGGCCACUGUCUCACCAGCAGGAUGCACUGAGUGCUGUAAUUCUGCUGUGUCACAUUCCAGCUCCAGUUGCAGCCUGACAAAAAUAAGGUACAGGUGUCGAGCAGCAACAUCUGGGAUCUUAAUUACUGCUCCUACAAUAAAAGAACCCAGCCUGGUGUUUCGGUCUUGCUCCAAGCUGUCUGGGCAGAUGUUUGAGUGGAAAAAUAGCGUGCUGGUGAGAUCAGCCUGUUCAAUCCAGGCAAGUGAGAAGAGCGCUCGUUAUUAAAAUGAAAGGCAAAAUGAGGCGAUUCCUCUGCCUGUCAAAUAACUGGGUAAAUCUUCUCAAAGUCUUUGCUACAUGUGCUUUUUUAGAUUUGGUUAUCUCUGUCCUACGAGAGUAAAAUAUUCUUGGCAGUGGAAAUGCUGCUCUCACAAAUACCAAGUGCCAAGCUUUUAAAAAUUAGUACAAUGUAGAGAACAUGAUUUUAUAAAAGGGUUGUUGAAAUAGCCCAAGUUUCAGACAAGCCUUCUUUUCUAAAUAAUACUUUGUCUAUUUUCAGGAGCUAUGCCUGGUUCUCACUGGAAGCACCUCGAGGCCAGGAACCUCAGCAGCUACAGCUGUACUCUGUAUCCAGGGGUGGGAAGCAGCAGUCUGGGCUUGCCUCCAGCCAGGAGGGGCCGAGGCACAGCUUGGCAGGCAGAACAUGGUGGUUUGUGCUUUGCCAGAGGCCUCUCAAGCAACUCGGACCAAGUGUCCUUUCACGUUCCCCACCCCGGGGCACUCCAGAAAGUCUGUCCAAGUUAAUGAAAGACAGGCUGCACAAGCUGAAGCUUCAUUAAACCUGCAGCACGGCUGCUAAGACCAUGCUUUAGUUUAAUUCACAAAUGGGAUUGAGUCAAGCGUUUACCAGCUCUCCCUGACCCCAAUCCCCAAAGGCUGGCUGUGUUUGAGCUCUGAGCUUAAACGUCUCUGCAAUCCUGCUUCUAGGCCAGGCUGGAAAACGAGGACACUCAUGUUUCCCCGUGGUAAUGGCCAGACCCUUACGUGAGGCAAGAGCUCACAGCUAGCCUGUGCCCUGCUUUCAGCUGGGAUGGAGUUAAUUUCUUCUUUCUGCCUGUUACAGUGCUGUGUUUCGGACUUGGAAUGAGAAUAGUGCUGACAACACACCGAUGUUUUGGGUUUUGCUACGUCAUGUUUAUCCUAAGUCAGUUAGUUUUUAAUUCUAUUUUUUUGUGUCAUACUCUGAUUUGGUGAGAAGGUGCACAAAGGAAACUGAGGGAGCAUAGCUGGGAUGGAUGACCUGAACUGGCCAAAGGGAUAUUCCACACCAGAGAACAUCAUGCCUGAGCACGUGUGGGAUACAGGCAGAAUCUGAGGAACACUGAACAUAUUCACAGCUCUCUGUGCAAAGGAAGUGUGCAAUCAGACUGUUCAUCAUCAUGUCAUCAGGUUCUCCUUUAUGCUCACAGCUGAUUCCAAUGGAUAGUGCCAUUUUCGAAGGCAAUGCUGCCAAGGACGACGAGGUGUUCAAGCAGGCGGUGUCAGAUCUGAACCUCAAUGACGACAUCCUCCAGAGCGAGAAAAUCACUUACUCCAUCAAGCUCAUAGAGGCCAACAAUCCCUUCCAUGCGGUGCAGGAAGCCUGCGACCUGAUGACCCUGGGGAUCUUAGCCCUGGUGACGUCGACGGGCUGCGCGUCGGCCAACGCGCUGCAGUCGCUGACGGACGCCAUGCACAUCCCGCACCUGUUCGUGCAGCGCAGCACGGGCGGCUCCCCGCGCACGGCCUGCCAGCUCAACCCCAGCCUGGAGGAUGAGGAGUACACCCUGGCCGCGCGCCCGCCCGUGCGCCUCAACGAUGUCAUGCUCAAGCUGGUCACCGAGCUGCGCUGGCAGAAGUUCAUCGUCUUCUACGACAGCGAUUAUGAUAUACGUGGACUGCAGGGAUUUCUCGAUCAGGCCUCCAGACUGGGACUUGAUGUAUCCUUACAAAAAGUGGACAGGAAUAUCAGCAGAGUAUUUUCCAACCUUUUUACCACCAUGAAAACGGAAGAGCUGAACCGCUAUCGGGACACGUUGCGAAGGGCCAUCUUACUCCUGAGCCCACGGGGAGCCCAGACUUUUAUUAAUGAGGCUGUGGAAACCAACCUUGCAUCAAAGGAUAGUCACUGGGUCUAUGUAAAUGAGGAAAUCACUGAUAAUGAAAUAUUAGAGUUGGUGCAUAGUGCUCUGGGGAGGAUGACAGUAAUCCGGCAAAUUUUCCCUCUGUCAAGGGACAACAACCAGAGGUGCAUGAGAAACAACCACCGGAUAUCAUCCCUGCUGUGUGAUCCACAGGAAGGCUAUCUUCAGAUGCUGCAGGUUUCCAACCUGUACCUGUAUGACAGUGUGCUCAUGCUGGCCAAUGCUUUCCACAGAAAACUGGAGGACAGGAAGUGGCACAGCAUGGCAAGUCUGAACUGCAUGAGGAAAUCCACCAAACCUUGGAACGGAGGAAGAUCUAUGCUAGAGACUAUUAAGAAGGGCCACAUAACUGGGCUAACUGGUGUUAUGGAGUUCAGAGAAGAUGGAGCCAACCCCUAUGUCCAAUUUGAAAUACUGGGCACCAGCUACAGUGAAACAUUCGGCAAAGAUGUGCGGAGGUUGGCGACAUGGGACUCUGAGAAAGGACUGAAUGGCAGCCUCCAAGAGCGACGUCUGGGCAACGACUUACAAGGAGUGACACUCAAAGUGGUGACUGUCUUGGAAGAACCUUUUGUAAUGGUGGCAGAGAACAUCCUUGGGCAACCGAAACGAUACAAAGGAUUUUCCAUUGAUGUCCUGGAUGCACUGGCCAAGAAUCUGGGCUUCAAGUAUGAGAUAUAUCAAGCUCCUGAUGGCAAGUAUGGACACCAGCUCCAAAACAGCUCCUGGAAUGGCAUGAUUGGAGAACUCAUUAACAAGAGAGCAGACCUGGCCAUCUCAGCCAUCACUAUAACACCCGAGCGGGAGAGCGUGGUGGACUUCAGCAAGCGCUACAUGGACUAUUCUGUGGGGAUCUUAAUCAAGAAGCCCGAGGAGAAAAUCAACAUCUUCUCUCUCUUCGCUCCUUUCGACUUCGCGGUGUGGGCGUGCAUCGCCGCAGCCAUCCCGAUCGUCGGGGUGCUGAUCUUCGUGCUGAACCGGAUCCAGGCCGUGAGGGCGCAGAGCGCGGCGCAGCCCAGCCCGUCCGUGUCCUCCACCCUGCACAGCGCCAUAUGGGUGGUGUACGGCGCCUUCGUCCAGCAAGGGGGUGAGUCCACUGUCAAUUCUGUGGCGAUGCGCAUUGUAAUGGGAAGCUGGUGGCUCUUCACCCUUAUUGUGUGUUCUUCCUACACAGCGAAUUUAGCCGCAUUUCUCACAGUAUCAAGGAUGGAUAAUCCCAUAAGAACAUUUCAGGAUCUGUCCAAACAAAUGGAUAUAUCUUAUGGUACAGUCAGGGACUCAGCAGUGUAUGAAUACUUUAAAGCAAAAGGGACCAACCCUUUGGAGCAGGAUAACACAUUUGCUGAACUGUGGAGGACUAUCAGUAAGAAUAAUGGGGCAGAUAAUUGCGUAUCAAACCCUUCUGAAGGCAUCAGGAAGGCAAAGAAAGGAAAUUAUGCUUUCCUGUGGGAUGUGACAGUGGUGGAAUAUGCUGCGCUGACAGAUGAUGAAUGCUCUGUGACAGUCAUUGGAAACAGCAUCAGCAGCAAAGGCUAUGGGAUAGCACUCCAGCAUGGAAGUCCCUACAGAGAUCUUUUCUCCCAGAGGAUCCUAGAGUUGCAAGAAAGUGGAGAUUUGGAUGUUCUUAAACAGAAGUGGUGGCCACGGAUGGGACGCUGUGACCUGAAUAGCCAUACCAAUGCACAGACAGAUGGGAAGGCACUCAAGCUGCACAGUUUUGCAGGGGUUUUCUGCAUUUUAGCAAUAGGCCUUCUUCUUGCUUGCUUGGUGGCAGCAUUGGAGUUGUGGUGGAACAGCAACCGUUGUCAUCAAGAAACGCCGAAAGAGGACAAGGAAGUGAAUCUGGAGCAGGUGCACAGACGCAUGAACAGUUUAAUUGAUGAAGACAUAGCCCACAAGCAGAUCUCUCCAGCGUCCAUCGAGAUCUCAGCGCUGGAGAUCGGUGGCAUGCAGCCAGCGCAGACCCUGGAGCCGGUGCGCGAGUACCAGAACACGCAACUUUCUGUCACCACCUUUUUACCAGAACAGACAACUCAUGGUGCCAGCAGGACACUCACAGCUGCCUCGGGCAGCAACCUGCCGCUGCCCCUGAGCAGCUCAGCCACCAUGCCCUCCAUACAGUGCAAACACAGGUCACCCAACGGAGGACUAUUCCGGCAGAGCCCCGUGAAAACCCCCAUCCCAAUGUCAUUCCAGUCCGUGCCAGGGGGAGUCAUUCCAGAAGCAAUGGAGCCUUCGCAUGGAACAUCCAUAUGACGAAAACAAACAGUACAAACAACCAGCAGAGAUUUUUAAUACAAAAUUUAAAAGAAACAAAAAAAAAAAGAAAAAGAAAAAAAACUCUUACAUUUUUCUUGUAUAUACUUGUAAAUAAUGAAAGAAUGAAGUGGGGUAAAAGUGUAUUUUGAAUAUUCCCAAUUUUCGAAGUAAGUAAAAAACAAAACAAAAAACAAACAAAAAUGUAUGAAUGACUUUGUAAAUUUUGUUCUAUAUGAAUAAAAAGGCAAACUA